AUGAUCACCGCCGGUUUUGUGGUGCUUUGUCUGUCUGUUUUGGUUCGUGGCCAGCCGGGCAUGAGCGUGUAUGGGUGCUCCGGCCGUGGUUUCACAGGCCACUGCGAAACGUUCACCUGCCCGUUCCAGGCCUGCUGCCAGCUACCCAGCUUCUUCCAGACAAGCCUCGUCUCCGUCAGAUCGACCGGCUCAUACAACUUCCGUCUUUUCACAGACGCAGGAUGCGCGUUCCACUGCAAUGACGACGACAAUGACAGCAGGCUAGUCGACAGUGAAGGCUGGAGUAACAUUGGUGCGGCGGCUUACGCGUGCGUCGACGGUCCUUACCAGACGGCCCAGCAUUUUCCGUUUGCAUAA
This is a messenger RNA of Lasiosphaeria miniovina, 357 nucleotides long. RefSeq lists its product as uncharacterized. Lineage: Eukaryota; Fungi; Ascomycota; Sordariomycetes; Sordariales; Lasiosphaeriaceae. The coding region runs from base 1 to 357 and encodes 118 amino acids. The transcript has a single exon. The record is from RefSeq and is a predicted model, not a curated record.